Molecule: messenger RNA, 1623 nt
Organism: Penicillium subrubescens
Lineage: Eukaryota; Fungi; Ascomycota; Eurotiomycetes; Eurotiales; Aspergillaceae
Product: alpha-arrestin
Exons: 1
Coding region: 1-1623 (540 amino acids)
Biological process (GO): ubiquitin-dependent endocytosis
Cellular component (GO): cytoplasm; plasma membrane; cytosol
Molecular function (GO): protein-macromolecule adaptor activity; ubiquitin protein ligase binding
Source: RefSeq, a predicted model, not a curated record
AUGCCGGGCCGUCUGAUCCCCAACUUUGUUCGGGGCUCUGGCUCCCUGCACUCAUCUGUCUCAUCGACUCCCAUCCACUCCAAUUCGUCAUCGACCACCUCCGUCAAUGAGAUCCCACACCCCAAGAAGCCGGCGCAUCGCGCAGACCGAGCCCGCUCUCCCGAGCGUCGCCUCUCUUUCAACAUGGACCACCUGAUCCACCCCCACCGAGACCACAGCAAGGACAAGCGCCGCAGCCUGGGACGCGCCGGCCGAUCUAAGGAGCGCCUCGGCAAGGAGGAGCUGGCUAAGCCUUCCGCCAAGCUGGAGGUCUUGGUCGAGUCUCCUCCUUUGGUCUGCUAUGGCAAUCCAAGCAACUCGACUGGUGCUCUGUUCUCUGGUCGUCUGCGAGUGACUAUCCCUGAGAGCGCCGGCGAGGUCAUCCUCAGCCAGUUCGAUGUGCGCCUCAUCUCGAAGAACACCACCAAGAAGCCCGUCUCCAGCCACUGCCCUAGCUGUGCUACUCGCACUGAGGAGCUGGCCCGCUGGAAUUUCCUCACGGAGAACCUUCGCCUGAAGCCUGGCCAGCACGACUUCCCUUUCAGCUACCUGUUCCCUGGUAACUUGCCUGCCUCGUGCAAUGGCGCCCUAGGCCAAGUGGAGUAUUUCCUGCUGGCUCACGCCCAGAGCACCAUCGGCGAGGAAUUUAACCUGAAGCUGCCCCUCAACGUCCGUCGUGCCCUGAUUCCCGGCAACGAUAAGUCUUCUAUUCGCAUUUUCCCUCCUACCAACCUGACUGGCCGGAUCGUCCUACCUUCCGUGGUUCACCCCAUUGGAAGCUUCCCCGUAGAAAUGACUCUGAGCGGCGUGGUGGACAAGGGCGACGAGACCCAGACUCGCUGGCGCCUGCGCAAGAUGAUGUGGCGCAUCGAGGAACACCAGAAGAUCGUCUCCACUGCCUGCCAGAAGCACGCCCACAAGAUUGGCGGCGAGAACAAGGGUGUCCUGCACCAGGAAACCCGCAUCAUCGGCCACAACGAGGAGAAGACCGGCUGGAAGACCGACUUUGACACUGCCGGUGGUGAAAUCACCAUGCAAUUCGAUGCUAGCAUCAACCCCACCACCAACCCGGUCUGCGAUAUGGAGGCUCCCGGUGGCCUCGAGGUCAAGCACAACCUCGUCAUUGAGCUCAUCGUCGCCGAGGAGUUCUGCCCCAACCGCAACACCCGCUUGAUCACUCCCACCGGCGCUGCUCGUGUCCUGCGCAUGCAAUUCAACCUCCACGUCACCGAGCGCAGUGGUCUCGGUAUCAGCUGGGACGAGGAAAUGCCUCCUGUCUACGAGGACGUCCCUGCCAGCCCUCCCGGCUACUUCAGACUGGACGACGCCCGCAGCGUCAUGGAGGACUACCAAGGCUCUCCCCUCCCUCUCCCCGAAUACGACGAGCUGGAGCGCAUGGAGUCUCUGCGUCUGGACAGUGACUCAACCCACUCUUCCGCGAACUCCACUGCCAACUCCACCUCUAACCGCGGCCGCAUGCGCUUCACAGUUGACGACUUGGUCACUGAGCAGACCCCGCCUCCCUCUGAGCCUACCUCCCGCGUUGCCUCGCGCGCUCCCUCAGUGGACUCUUCCCGCCAAUAA